Olea europaea var. sylvestris is the source of this 1660-nucleotide messenger RNA. Its product is annotated as 4-hydroxyphenylpyruvate dioxygenase. Lineage: Eukaryota; Viridiplantae; Streptophyta; Magnoliopsida; Lamiales; Oleaceae. The transcript is spliced from 2 exons. Bases 39 to 1367 code for a protein of 442 amino acids. Gene Ontology annotation, molecular function: 4-hydroxyphenylpyruvate dioxygenase activity. Gene Ontology annotation, biological process: L-tyrosine catabolic process. The record is from RefSeq and is a predicted model, not a curated record.
GAACCGAAAUACUAACCAAUAGUACGUACAAGAAAACAAUGGGUAAAUUUCCUACCACCUCCGCCACCGCCACCGCUUCCGCUACCACGGGGUUUAAACUGGUGGGGUACAACAACUUUGUGCGUGCCAAUCCCAGGUCAGAUUUCUUCUCAGUAAAGCGCUUCCACCAUGUAGAAUUCUGGUGUGGCGAUGCCACCAACACCUCCAAGCGCUUCUCGUGGGGUCUCGGUAUGCCCCUUGUCGCUAAAUCUGACCUCUCCACCGGAAACUCGGUUCACGCCUCCUAUCUUCUCCGCGCUGUAAAUCUCCAAUUCCUCUUCACUGCCCCUUACUCUGCCUGCAUUUCUGCUCCUUCCUCCGCCACAAUUCCCAGCUUCUCCGCUUCCACCCACCACUCUUUCACCUCAACACACGGGCUUGCCGUCCGGGCUGUAGGCAUUGAGGUCCAAGAUGCCUUCUCCGCCUUUUCCAUGGCGGUUUCUCGUGGCGCCAAGCCCGUUUCGCCGCCAGUUGUGCUUGGGAAAAAUCAAGCUGCUCUGGCCGAGGUUCAUUUGUACGGUGACGUAGUUCUACGUCUAGUGAGUUAUUCAAAUUCAAUUGAGACGGGCCCUGAUUGUUUUCUGCCAGGAUUCGAGCCUGUGAACCAUGAAAUGUCUUAUCAGGAAUUGGAUUAUGGGAUCAGGAGGCUCGAUCAUGCUGUAGGGAACGUGCCUGAGCUCCGGCCUUGUGUUGAGUACAUAAAAACGUUCACUGGAUUCCAUGAAUUUGCAGAAUUUACGACUGAGGAUGUGGGGACGGCCGAUAGCGGACUGAACUCGGUUGUUCUAGCUAAUAACGACGAGACUGUGUUGUUGCCUUUGAAUGAACCUGUACAUGGAACUAAAAGGAAGAGCCAGAUACAGACUUACUUGGAGCACAAUGAAGGGGCAGGGGUGCAGCAUUUGGCAUUGGUAUCUGAGGAUAUAUUUAGGACAUUGAGGGAGAUGAGGAAGAGGAGUGGGGUUGGGGGGUUCGAGUUUAUGCCUUCGCCACCACCGACUUAUUAUAAGAAUUUGAAGAGCCGGGCUGGGGAUGUCCUGACUGAUGAGCAGAUUAAGGAAUGCGAGGAGUUGGGGAUUUUGGUUGACAGGGACGAUCAAGGGACUUUGCUCCAGAUUUUCACCAAGCCUGUUGGUGACAGGCCAACAAUAUUUAUAGAGAUAAUUCAGAGAAUAGGAUGCAUGCUCAAAGACGAGGAUGGGAAUGUUUUUCAGAAGGGCGGAUGUGGAGGAUUCGGAAAGGGGAACUUCUCAGAACUCUUCAAGUCUAUUGAAGAAUUUGAGAAAAUGCUUGAAGCAAAACGAGUCAACGAAGCAGCUGCAGCAUAGUAUUUGUUACUAAAUUUACUUUUCUAGGUGACAAUGCAUAUAUAUCUGAACUUGAGAAAAGUAAUUAAGUAAAGCCGCACUUCUCUUUCUUUGGAUGUAACAAUUUAUCUGUGUUUUGCCCAACCGUGUUUUUACUAUUGUAAUUAAACGCAUAUGCUUCAGAACUAGACUUCUUGCUUCCAAUUUCUGGGCCAAGAUAGGUAAAUUGAUGCAAAGACUAUUGUUCUUAUGACGUUUUUGUCAGUUUUCUCUACAAAAUAAAAUGAAAUAAAUUGAGAAUCAAUUUCAUCCAA